CAGCUCCAGGGCAGCCAUAUUGAAACUGUAAAGGGGGAUAGACAGGCUUUGAUGUGCUAUCCUACUGUUGUGAAAUUAACUAGCGUACGUAUACGACUCCCACAUUACAGAGGGUACACCAGCGCGUUGUAAAACUGCCAAACCAGUCUUUUCACUCGGGCUUUCUAAAGAGAUGAGUAGCAACAGUAAUAGGGGCACCAACAGGGCACCAACUACAGCGACACAGCGAUUAAAACAAGACUAUCUUCGAAUUAAGAAAGAUCCUGUGCCUUACAUUUGUGCAGAACCUCUUCCAUCUAACAUUCUUGAAUGGCAUUAUGUUGUACGAGGACCUGAGAAAACCCCUUAUGAAGGUGGCUAUUAUCACGGUAAACUGAUCUUCCCUCGCGAAUUUCCUUUCAAACCUCCUAGCAUCUAUAUGAUAACCCCUAACGGCAGAUUUAAAUGCAACACAAGGUUGUGUCUGUCAAUUACCGACUUCCACCCUGAUACGUGGAACCCAGCUUGGUCAGUUUCGACCAUCCUGACUGGUCUCUUGAGCUUCAUGGUAGAAAAAGGCCCCACGCUGGGUAGUAUUGAAACCUCAGACUUCACUAAAAGACAACUUGCUGCUCAGAGCUUGACGUUCAACCUAAAGGAUAAAGUUUUCUGUGAGCUGUUUCCAGACGUUGUAGAUGAAAUCAAGCAGAAGCAGAAGGUGCAGGAGGAGUUGAGCAACAGACCCCAGGUGCUGCCUUUGCCCGAUGUGGUGCCUGACGGCGAGGCUCACAACGCCCACAACGGCCUCCCGCUCCUGAACGGCCACGUGGCGCUGGCUGGCGCAAACCCGCCCGGCCUCCAGCAGGCCAAUCGCAACCAUGGACUUCUGGGAGGAGCCUUGGCAAACUUGUUCGUUAUAGUCGGAUUUGCAGCCUUUGCCUACACAGUGAAGUACGUACUGAGAAGCAUAGCGCAAGAAUGAGGAGAAAAAACAGUGGGCGUUCAAGACCCAAUCCAGAGGGUCUGGUUGCAAAAAAGCAAAGGAGGAGAAGGAAGAGCCCAGGACUGGAGGGGAUGUGCGUUUGAAACGAGGGAGGGGGGUACUUUUGUGACUUUAAGUGCUGCAGUGAUGUGAAACAGCAGCAGAUUGGCUCAUGGGUUUUAGCAAGGCCUAAUAAUGUGUUGGUGGAAGCAAUCCAGCAGACGUUUCCUAUAGAAAACUGCGGGUGAAACGGUCACGUGUUUUGUAAUGCCACAGCUCAAAUGCAUUCGAGCGCUAAACUAUUAAAUAAGUGAGCGAAACAUGUUGGGUUGUGCGAUGUGCUCUUUUUGGAGAGAACCGCAGAUUUGCUUUUAGUCGCACAGGAAGGUGGCUUUUCUUUUACUGCUGUGUACCUGACUUCAGUGCAUUACAGGGCGACCCAGAGACCUACAGUUUUAUGUGACAGGAAAGAUGAUUGGACCAAUUGAAUAUGAAUAAUUUGAGGAAAGGUUUUUUUCCAGGGUUUUCCUUUUUUCUUCCCCCCCCAUACUUAAGUAUUCCCCCUUUCUGUUUAGAACUCAUUUACCUUGCGUCUGAAAAGGCCCAGGGUUUAAAUUCUGCGUCUGUUUACGAGGGCGAAUCAGCUCUUUAAUAAGUCAUGAGCAGGUUGAAGACAAAGGAAUUCAUUCCUGUGCUCUUUCCCCUGUACAGCACUAUAUAUAGAACUUACCAUACAGGUUUUCUUUCGUGUUUAAUGUGACAAACUACCAGUGGUAGUGGUUGCAACGUUUAAUUGUUAUUUCAGCCAUUUUGGGGCCACCCUAAAUGUUAAAAAAGACCCUUUGUACUGUAAUGUAGUGUGAGCUGUGAGUGUUUUUUGUUCCCUUAAAGCAGUUUGCUGUUUUUCAUGUGUAUUGUGUCUGGUAGGAUAUGUACUAGAGUAACUUCUGUACAAGAUAAAAGCUUCAGAAAAAUAGUUAUAUAAUAUUUUGAAAGACCUAUGUACAAGCACAUCUUAAAGGCUCUUCCAGGUUGUGAAAACGCAGUGUCACUGCUGCUCCUAUUAAUUGUGAGAAAAUAUGGACAGACGAUGCCACUUAAAUUGCAUAUCAUAAUAAUUUACAUAACAUAACGGAAAGGGAUAAUUUGGAACAAUACUAGAUGCAUUGAGUGAUUCUUCAAUGAUUUUUUUUUUCCAUUUUGUUUAAAACAUCACAUCUCUUCAUAUUUAGGUACACAUUUUUUUAAGUUUCAUUUUUUUAAAUGAAAGGUUCUGUGCAAUAUUCCACAGCAGUUUCAAAUAAACAUGGAAAGAAA
Lepisosteus oculatus (spotted gar) is the source of this 2278-nucleotide messenger RNA. It is a transcript of the gene ube2j2, whose product is annotated as ubiquitin-conjugating enzyme E2, J2 (UBC6 homolog, yeast). NCBI's taxonomy places the organism in Eukaryota, Metazoa, Chordata, Actinopteri, Semionotiformes, Lepisosteidae. The record is from RefSeq and is a predicted model, not a curated record.